Jaminaea rosea is the source of this 947-nucleotide messenger RNA. RefSeq lists its product as hypothetical. Lineage: Eukaryota; Fungi; Basidiomycota; Exobasidiomycetes; Microstromatales. The coding region runs from base 153 to 761 and encodes 202 amino acids. The transcript is spliced from 2 exons. The record is from RefSeq and is a predicted model, not a curated record.
GGCAGCCCGCUCAGCCCGCUCUCGCCCAGCCAGCCGAUUUCGCUUGACCCACGCCUGCUCAAGCCAACGCAACGCGCCUUGCAACGCCCCUCAAGCACCAAGGAGGAUCAGGGUCAACGAUAGAUCUGUGGCUUAAGUCGAGGUCCAUCAUCAUGGUCAAGGCCUUCCUCUCUGCCCUCACGGGUCUCUGUACCAUUCUGGCAGUACUGCUGGCCUUCUUGGCGUUCGCGACCGCGUACCUCGCCUUGCUCUCCCACCUCGGUCGCGCCAAAGGAGCAACACCGACACGACCGUCAGAACAGGAGAAGCGAUACACACUCGCAGUCGCUGCAGUCUCCUGCCUCCUGGUCAUUCUCCUCGCCUACACCGAAUCUCUCCCCUUCAUCUUGACCCUGACCUGCCUCGUCCUCUCGCAUCUGCCCUCAUCCUCUCUUCUCCCCAUUCCACCAUCGAUCAGCCUCGGGCUACCCUUAAUACCACAUGUCCUCCUCACUCUCCACCUUUCCCGCCUCCACCACGCCGCGCACCAGGCCCGAUCCCCGGCCAACCUCUUGCCGGGCGGUAGGUUGAGCUGGGAUCACGAUCCAGCGAUCCUCGAUGCGGGGUAUGGGGCACGAGAAACGCUAAUGCUGUUCCUGGGGAUGGUGUGGGGGACGCCGAUGGUGCGAGGAACAUUUUGGCUGGCAAGGCAGAGAGUCUGGAUCGACGAGGCUAGUAGAAGACUUUUACCUACGGCAAACGCGCCGGCGAGAAGAGAGUAGGACUCUAUGCGCACGCUCUGCAGCGCAGUUGAGCAUGAACUUCGACUCAGGAAUAGAUUAAUGCAAAUGAUGCUUGGACGACGAUAUAGCACAAGCGGCUGCUUGGGGGGCCCCGUCGAAUCCCUGCAUUUAUACACAGCAUUGCCUGCUCUGCUUGUCCGUCUACAUAUUGUCCAGAAUGACUCC